Messenger RNA from Pelodiscus sinensis (Chinese soft-shelled turtle), 13205 nucleotides. NCBI's taxonomy places the organism in Eukaryota, Metazoa, Chordata, Testudines, Trionychidae. The record is from RefSeq and is a predicted model, not a curated record.
AGGGCCAAGUUCGGCGCGCUCCCCCCAUUGCUGCCCCCGGGCCCGGCGGGGUGAAGGGCUGGCAGCCCCGCUCCCUGCCCGAGCCCCGCUGGGCAAGGAACCCCCGGGGCCCCGCUGCACGGCCAGCUCCACCCCUGCCCGCGGCUUCUGCCCGGCACCGGGGAGCCCGGCUUCGUAACUAGCCGCACCGCAGCGAACUUCAGCUGCUGGGACUUGUCACCCGGGCGGGGCAGGGGGCCGGCCGGGAUAUAAAUAGCCGCCACCGCCGCACUGGGAGCCGGUCGCCGGGGGCGCGGGCAGAGUCUCCAAGGAGCCUGUCGCCCGGCCUCUGGUGCCGGAGCGAGCGAAGCUUUAGCCAGCCCCCAGAGCCGGGACCUGUAGCGGGAGCGUCUCGCCAGCCCGGGGGAGGGGCCCUGCAGCCCCGCCCACUCGGGAAAACAGGUGGGGAAAGACCCCGCAGCCCUCCGGGCACAGCGUCCGCUCCCACCGCAGCCCGGCGAGCCCAGCCCCCUUCGCCCGCCCGCGAGAGACGAGCCGCCCCCCAGCUUGGGGACAGAAGUACAGUGCCCUGCCCGCUGGCAGCCCGGCUCCCCCCGCCCUGGGACUGGCCGGAGGAGCCCAGAGCCAGCGCCUGGGACUGGCCAUCGGACCUGGUGGCAGGAGGACAUGCAUCUGUUGACCUGCAUCUGUGCUUGCAUUGACUGCUGUUAUGCUGGCCAAGCAGGUGUUGAGUGGCUAUGGUGAUGAACCAACAACAUUCCUUGUGGAACGAAUUCUCAUUGGAUUCCAGUGUAAUUUGUAGCUGGCCAGCUGUAAAAGUCGCCCAUCCAGAAUUCAUUGACACUUCCUUCCUCCUCUUGCCGAGCCAUCCACAGCAAUUGUUUCAGUGUUUUCAUAAAAGCGUCCUGUUAUCCUUUGCCAGACUGAAUCGUUCAACAGAGCUGCUCAUUCCCCAUGUGUGCUGUCGCUCUCUGAACAUGGCUGGGGGGCAGGCUGAUGGGUGUCGGGAUUCUGAAAGGAGUCUCAGUCAAGCUCUGUGUAGCGAACCCGGGAAGCCAUCCUUCACAUGAUGGGAUCCUUGGGUGCCCACAAUGCCCAUCACUCAAGAGAACGCUAUGCUCUUCCUCCCCCUCCUGGAUCAGUGGCUACAAAUCAGCUUGAGGGAGGAAGUGGAAGGGCCAGAGCAGAGGCUGUGUCAGUCGGCCAUUGAGAAGCUGAGAGAGUACAUACAGCUGAAUUUUUCCAUGGAUGACAGCGAACUGCAGCAUAGUGGUCCCAGCAUGUUAGACAUGGAAAUCUGCACGCUCUACCUUACCAAGGAGAUGGACACAAAUGAAGCUUUUGGCUUAAGUUUUGGGAACAUCCCUGCUUUUGGAGACUAUGGAGAGAAACGGAGAGGAGGGAAAAAGAGGAAAGGGCACAAAGGCCCAGUGCUUGAUGUUGGCUGUAUCUGGGUAACGGACUUAAAGAAAAGCAGUCCAGCAGGGAGAUGUGGGAAAGUACGACUGAGGGAUGAGAUUCUUUCCCUGAAUGGACAAUUAAUGGUUGGAGUGGAUGUUAGCGGGGCAAGCUACCUGGCUGAUCAGUGCUGGAAUGGCGGCUUCAUCUACCUGAUCAUGUUCCGUCGCAUUAAGCGCAAAGCCCCUCUUCCUCCAUCAAAUGGCAACAACAGCAACAGCUGUGAACCCAAAGCAAAGCCUACCUCAGAGCGAAGUGACAGAACCGCUCAGAAUGGGAAAAGAACUAGGAAGUUUGGGGUCAUUGCCAGAAUUCCGUCGGGAAAGGAUAGCAAGGGAAGCAAAGACAGCCAGAAUUCUGAACAGGAAAAUGGACACCACAUGCCUAUGGAGGUGGAUGGCUCACGGCCAGAGGCAUCAGAAGCAGCAAGCAAUGCAGAGGACCGGUUUCGAAACGCUGACUCUGAGGGACGCUACAGGUCUCGCCGUUCUGAUGGUGGGGUACCAGACCUGAAACCAAGUGACCUGCCUGCACAGCGAGAAGGAUGUCGCAUAUGGAAGAUGCACAUGAUGAAGGGAACGGACGGGCUGGGCAUCCAGAUUACAGGAGGAAGAGGUUCAAAGCGAUCCCCUCAUGGCAUUGUUGUUGCGCAUGUUGAGGAAGGAGGCUCUGCUCACAGGGAUGGUAGAUUGACGUCUGGUGACGAGCUCCUAAUGAUCAAUGGUCAGUCUUUGGUUGGACUCUCCCAUCAAGAAGCUGUGGCUAUUCUGAGAUCUGCUACCGGUCUAGUGGAGCUUGCGGUUGCUAGCAGGGAAGGGACUGAAGAGGAGUCUCUGAAGUAUCCAUCUACAAGUUUGCCUGACUUACUUAGCACCUGUUCAGUCCAAGAUGCUGCCUCUUGCACUGAUAACAAAGAGAAUGAAGAGCCAGAGGAUGAAGAAGCCAAAGGAGUGAGCGCAUCUCCUGAAGCACAGGUUGCUAUGAUAGAAACAGAUAAAUCUAAAGAUCCUGCUAAUGUGGAAGUGACCAAAGAGAACUGCCAAAGUCCGUUGCUGGGAGGUGGUAUAUUGAAAUACAGAAGCCGAUCCCAAGGGGCUGGAUCCCGUUUAGAAUCUGUGGGAGAAAACGAUGAACUGACUGUGGAGAAUGAUGAAUCAAAUUAUGAAAUAGCAGUGAAAUAUUCCCGGGGUGGGAGAAAACAUUCUCUUCCCCAGCAACUUGAAUCCUCAGGAGCGAGGCAGGAAUAUCAUAUUGUGAAGAAAUCUACACGCUCACUGAGUGCAGCUCAGGUGGAAUCACCAUGGAGACUGGCCCAGCCGUCCAUUAUUUCCAACAUUGUCCUGAUGAAAGGACAAGGCAAGGGCCUUGGAUUUAGCAUUGUGGGAGGCCAGGAUUCUGCUCGUGGACGCAUGGGGAUUUUUGUGAAGACUAUAUUCCCAAAUGGCGCAGCUGCUGCUGAUGGAAGACUUAAAGAAGGGGAUGAAAUUCUAGACGUUAAUGGAGAAUCUUUACAAGGGCUGACCCAUCAAGAGGCCAUUCAGACAUUUAAGCAACUCAAGAAAGGUGUAGUGACCCUCACCGUGCGCACGAGGCUGCGUAGUCCGAGCCUUACCCCGUGUCCAACUCCCACAUUACUGAGCAGAUCAAGCUCCCCAAGCUCGAGUGCCAGCGGAGGAACUCCUGCACCUGGCUCAGAUGAUGGAGAUGCGUCUUCCUUGUGUCGCAAAGGCCCAGGACCAAAGGACAGGAUCGUCAUGGACGUGACACUUAACAAAGAGCCAGGGGUUGGGUUAGGCAUUGGUGCCUGUUGUCUCACACUGGAAAAUAGCUCUCCAGGAAUAUACAUUCACAGUCUGGCCCCAGGAUCAGUGGCUAAAAUGGAUGGCAGAUUAAGCCGCGGUGACCAGAUCCUAGAGGCAGAUUCAGUGAGUCUACGCCAUGCAGCACUGAGUGAAGCCUAUGCCAUUCUGAGUGAAUGUGGUCCGGGUCCAGUUAGCCUUAUCAUUAGUCGUCAUCCCAAUCCCAAGGUUUCUGAACAGGAGAUGGAUGAAGCAAUAGCAUGCACCACGCAUCGAGAGAGCAAAGAUGCUUAUUCCCCUCAUGUCAUAGGGGUUCUGCAGAAAAGUCCAUCCCCUAGUGUGAAGGCCAAACAGGGAGAGGCCUCAUCACCCCUGAGCUGGACAAUGAAACGAUUCCUGGAGCCAGCAAGUCGGCAGGGAUCUGUCAGUUCUGAAACAGAGCUUUCCCAGUACUUUGCACAAGAUGGGCCAAGUCAGAUGUCAUUUUCUGACUUGCUAGUAACAGGCUCCAGUGAUGAAGAGCAGCUCCGUCAGAAAAGUGGGAACAGUUCUUUGGAUGACAGCUCUCUUCCUCCAAGCAACCCAACUGCUAAAGAAGGAGGAGUGAGCAAAGCAGAUAGUCUUGCUUCACCAACCAGUGGAAAGUCACCUGGUCUUUUCAGCAAGCAUGUGGAAUCUGCCCAACUGGGAAGCCUUAAUGGUAGCCCCACAUCUGUUCGCAGCCCCCUGCAGAGGCAGAGAAGGGUUGUUUUCUAUGAUGGUGAUGUGAGUGAUGAGGAUGAUUUUGUCAAGCAAGAAGAUGCCCACUUCCAAAGGGGCCAGCAGGACAGGAGCCAGACAAACACUGAGGAAGAUUCUGCCAUCAUUAUCACUUCUUCCGUUGAAGCUGACGAUGAAGGCCAGGAUGAUGAAUUGUCUCGACACACUGGAAGUAAGACAGCUACCCCUGUGUUCAACAGCUCCUUGAUGUCUGAGGAGAGUGCCCUGGAGCAAAUGACGGACUCUUCCUUCUUUCAAAACAAAGCACUCGAUUACUCGGGUAUGCCUGAGAUUCCUCCUAGUAAUCUGGGAGUGAAGGAGCUCCGAGAGGCACAGCUUGACUCUCUGAGAUCCCCUAAACUAGAGCACAAAGCAGUCACAAGAGUAAAAAGUAUGAUGAGUGCUGAGUGCCGAAAUCUUCCAAGGCAGAAAAUCAAGGAGCACAGUUGUUGUCAUAAGCCUCUUGCCAGGACACUUCCACACAGCAAAAAGACUGAACCACCCGACAUCCCCAGGCAGAGCAGUGCUGAAACAAUAAAUCUGCUUCGGAAUGAAGAUGAAUCAUUUGGUCUGGAUUUGGAAAUCCAGACCACUCCCGUGAGAGUUGUGGUAACAGGUUUACGACCAGGCGGAGCUGCUGAAAGGGGAUCUCCGGGAAAGCUGGCAGUAGGAGAUGAGAUUUUGUCCAUCAACAGUAUCCCACUCAGUGGAAUGACAUACCAGCAAAUCUGUCUGUUCAUACAGAAUCUCCCCAUGUCUGUUACACUAGAUGUGCAAAAGGCAGUAUCAGCUAUGGACAAACUUACAAACCUCCGUCUGUCUUCAGGAACUGAUGGUUCAGAUCAGGCUGACCCUUGCAGCAUCCUUGUUGGGGAAGAGGAAACCAGUUCUGGAAAAUGUGAAGAGAAAACUUUGCAAAAUGAGAAUCCAAACAACGUCAAAAAGAUAACAAUGCUGCCACCUGAUGCCGAGAGUGAAGAGGUGCAGGCAGGUCCCUCAGCGGUCAGCUGUGCCAAGGAUGACACUGUGAGCCCAAUCACUGAUAUUGAUGACUUCGUAAGCAAAUUGAAUUCUUCAGAGGAUAGAACUUCUCCGUCUCUACCGUCAGUGGCAAGCCCCAGAGAUGAGUGCCCUGUCGAGUGCAGUUGUGAAACAGAAGAAGGUUGUUCUACUAAUUCUGAGCCAGAUAGAGCACAGAAGGAGCUACAUGAAAAAACUGUGAAUUGUGUAGCUAAUGCACAGGGGAUUUGGGAUUUAACGGUACUGGAUUCCAUGAAUACAGGCAAACUUUUUACUGUGAAUAAAAGCUGCUUAAAUAACUAUUCUAGAAAUUUUAGUAGUCUAAGUGUAGAUGAUUUGCCUUCAGCAGACACCAUGGAAGAUACAAGAAAUGAACCAUUUCCAAAAUCUAUGUAUGGUGCUGCAGAGGAUUCCCAUUCAGACUCGGAAUCUGUCACCGAAGCCCCAGACGCUGCUGGCGAGGUUUUGCUCUUACCAUCAGCUGAUAGUAAAUCCUCUGAAACAUGCCAUGUUACAGAGUCAGAUGAGGAGCAAAUUGAAAUUUGCUGCAUGAAUAAUGAGCCACAACAUUCCAUUCGGGAGCAUCUGCAGCUCAUGUCUCCUGGAAGUGUAUUCCAUCAUUCCUCACCAUCCUCUCAUGUGGCAGAAGUUGUACAAACAGAGAGCUGUGGUUCAUUGGAUACAAACAAUGACAAAGCUCCACUUAUACUGGAAGAUCAAUGUAAUUCAAUUCCACAUAUCCCACAACAUUUAAAUGUUGUUCCUGCUGUUCCUGUGCAUGCUUUUCCCUCAGUUUCAAUUCCAGAUGAAGAUGCCCUAAAACCUCCAUUGGGUAUUCAUCCAGUUAACUCCUUCCACAACCACAGUGCCUUAAGUACAGAAGACAGAAUGGACGUGGAGAGCAGUGACAAAUUUGUGAAGCCAUGCGAGUCUUCCAAAGACAAUUUGGAUUUGCAGAGCAAAACUGAGAGUUUCUGCACUGCUGGAAACAUGAAUGGCUUGGAAAAUAAUUUGCUGGACAAAGAACAUGAUAAAGAACAAGGAUCUACAUUUGAAAGUGAACUAGUGGCUUCUGAGGGAAAGGUUAGUAAUCAUUCUGCUUUGACAAAGAAAGAAACAAACAGUUUGGCUAAUUUGAAUAAAGCAGAUAGCAAUCGCAUGGACUCUUUAUCACAAAGAUCAACGCACACGUCCAGGUCACCCACUCCUACUAAAUCAAAAGAUCUAAGUAAGACUAGUACUAGCCAUGACUUGUCAGGGAAAAAUGAAAAAGUGAAUGGUGUGCCAUUGGGAAGGAGUUCUAAUGCAAAAAUCCAAAGCUGCAGCAGAAACUCCAGCAAAGGAGUAACAGUACUGCAGAGCCCAACCUCACAGAAAAAAUCACAUAGUGAAAUUAAAGCCAUGGCCCAAAGGACUAUUGUGGAAACUAUUUUAAAUAGCCAGAGAGCCAAAACAGGACCAAAGCUAAAGGGCCUCACUAUUAAAAGUAAAACAAAGGCAAAUUCAGAAGCUCCAAGCUUUAGUCCUGCAAAAGCUGGUGGGACUGAUCAGAGAAGAACGUCAGUUUCUCCACAGCUGUCACCCAAGCUUCCAGGAAAGAAAGUCUCUGUGUCCCGUCACCUGCCCACAAACAUGGACCCUGGCAAGGGCAUUCCACCAGUCUGCAAGACUCUGAAAUCUGAGCAAGAAACGAAACCCUCUCUCGCUGUACCUGAAGACGUGUCACCACACAGCAGCCCAGAGGAGAGCAGUGAAAAGCAAUCCAGGGGCAAUGGUGAAAUAAGCAUUGCUAGGGAAGUGGCGCAUCAGAGAGCAGGUGAAAAACAAAAAGAGAGACAGGCUUCAGAGCAGCACCAUGUGUAUAAUGAAAAGGGAGUUGAGAUGAGUACUAGUGAUUCCAAAGCUAAGGAAGUCUGUAACAGUGGUGUGAGAUUAUCCUCCUUCUUUCCCCCCCCAGCCCCAUCCUCGCAGCGGCUGAUGCUGAAAAAGUCAGAAGCUGCCAAUACAACAGAGGAGAUGGAGGAUGGCCAGUGUUUCACUCAGGUAAAGGAUGGGGAUGGAAAUCUGCACAAUGCAGCCAAAACUGUGACAAGGACUUACUCAAUGCCAGUCCAGUUGUCGAGUCAUUUGAGAGAGGACAGUAAUGUAAUAGAUGUUUCAGCACACCCAGUGCAAAGUGUUCAGAGCAAUAUUACAGGGAUGCUAAAAAUUGUCCAUCUCAGGGUGCUGAAUGGCCAGGGCACCCAGAAUGGAAAAGAACAAAUAAGCACUUCCCAAAGUGUCCAGAAACCAACUCUGGAGCAGCUCUCUUUAGCUAACACAAAUAGCUGCCCUGCCCCAGAUAAACUAAAAGCUUUCAAGAGAAAUUACUAUUACUAUGAAUUGAACUGGCCACAGGAAUCUACCUCAUCUUUCUCUGUGAAACAGAGGAUCAAAUCUUUUGAGAAUCUGGCAAAUUUCGAUAGACCAGUUGUUAAAGCUAUAGACAUACAUUCAGCCUCUAUGAGUUCUAAACCACAUGUCGGCCGACGAUCUUCUAGUGGGAUAGCCUCCAUAAGCACUACCAGCACACAUGAUGCAGUGCAGACAUUGAGACGAAGUUUGAGUUCAUGCAGCGACAAUCAAAGUCCAACAUACGCUCAGAAAUCACAAACAAAUGUAAUCUUAACUCACGUGCAGCAGAAUUCAGUAGACAGCAGCAAAGACGACAUUCAUUUAAAGAAAAGCCAGGGUGAACACACUUCAGGAGAGCCCCGUGUCUCAUCACCCACUGCACCGCACCUCCGAAGAAGCAGGGGUUGUAGCAGGCAGUCACUGUCCCGCAUGAAGCUCCGAGAGCUCAGAGCAUUGAGCAUGCCGGAUCUUGACAAGCUGUGCAAUGAGGACUUCUCGGUGGAACCCAAGGCCACCCAUUUCAAAACCGAACUGGAAAUUACACCCCGCAAAUCACUUGGCCUGCCUGUUGAAAACAUUUUAAAUCCGAAUGCAUCUUCUGCCCCCUCUAACUUUGCAAAACUGAAUCAUCUAUGUUCUAAAAGGAGCAGUCCUUGUAAUAGUGGCUCUGGGACUCCUGGGUCAGCAUCUGAUGAAGAUAUAACACAUGACUGUUCCCCAGAUAGGAAGCCAUCAGAAAAAAGCUGGUCUAUCAGCUUGGAUCAGCUAUUAGUCUCAACCUUGGACCAGCAGAAAUUGCAAUCUGUUUUAUCAUCAGUAAAGGCAAAAUGUGAUAUCAUUACAGUGCUCCAAGAAGUCAAAGAACAAGCAGAGAGCAAAGAAGAUGCUUAUUUUGUAGUCUUGAAUAAAGAAGAAGGUGCUGGCCUGGGAUUUAGUGUCGCUGGAGGGAUAGAUCUGGAGCAGAAAUCUAUCAUAGUCCACAGAGUGUUUUCAAAGGGUGUGGCAUCUGAAGAAGGGACUAUCCAUCGGGGCGAUUUCAUUCUGUCAAUUAAUGGCAUGUCUCUCGCGGGCUCUGUUCAUGGUGAUGUUCUGAACGCUCUGCAUCAGGCAAGACUGCACAAACAAGCAGUCGUUGUCAUUGAGAAAGAAAAAGGCAGAGAAAAGAUUUCAUCUGGACUUGAAAUAUCUGCUACUGUCAGAAAACACUUUGUGCCUGGAAGGAAUGCUACCAUGGAAAUAACAGGUCCCAAUGUGGACUUCAAUGAUGUCAUUGCUGUUGAACUAUGGAAAACCUCUGCUGGUUUGGGAUUCAGUCUUGAUGGUGGAAAAGCUUCAAUAUCUGGAGACCGACCUUUGCUUGUAAAAAGAAUAUUUAAAGGUGGUGCAGCAGAACAAGCUGGAAAAAUAGAAGCUGGAGAUGAAAUUGUAGCAAUUAAUGGAAAAUCAUUACUUGGUCUCAUGCACUAUGAUGCCUGGAACAUCAUUAAAUCUGUCCCAGAGGGACCAGUUCAAUUGCUAAUCAGAAAACAUAGAACUUUAGUAUGACAGAAGCACUUUUUCCAACUACAGUUGUCUAAGGCAACAUGUUCAUUAGAAGUAGACUUUUCAGAACGGACUACCAGCUGUCCUUACAUUUUGGAAGGUGUGUAAUAGUGACAUAAUGCUCUGUCAUGGCAUGCUAAAAGCAUCAAUGGACCACUGUGAUAUGCACGCAAGGAACAUAUCUGUUUCAUGCAGUGUUUUUGUAAAAAACUUUGCUUUCCAAGGAUAUAAGAAGCCAAACAGCAAAAGAACUGUUGUGUUAGGUGGUAUUUUAUUGGAACUUCAAAACCUUUUAGCAGAUUCUGUUUGGAAUGUUUUACCUGUUCCCAAUAUUUUUAGUGUUUGGAAAUCAGGAGAAUAACUCAUUAGUUGCUGUCCUGUUAAUGAGGAUGGGUUUUUUGACUGUAUACUAUAUCACUUAGCUAUAAUUUGAUUUCAACACACUGACUUGGGGUCUAGUCUGUAUUUGUUAUAAAAGGAGAGUGUCUGGAACAAUCUCAAUUUAUUCUUCUAAGAACAAUUUUGGUAAAAAGGCAUGACAAAAAAGAAAUAUAAUUUUGCACAGUUUUGUAAAUCUAGACCACAAACGCUUUAUCAUGAAGCUCAGAAUCAUCUUGAAAAUAAUGAACUGGACAUACAAUAUGGUUAAAUCUGUUCUCUAUGACAUAUUAUUAAAUCUGAACAUCAUUCCUUAUUAAUGCAUUAGAACUCGGUGUGCAGACCUUCGGUUAAGGGAAGAAAAUCUGUAGUAAAUAUUGGUUGACUAUCUGCAGAGGAUUAGAUGGUAGAAGUUUGGGUACAACAUGUGUGUAUCAUAGCAAGCUGAACUUUCAAAGGUGGGCUCCUAAAUUUUGACACACAAAUAAAAGUGGGAUGACUUCCAAAGGUGCUAUGCACUCCCAUUGUCUUUAGUGAGGGCUUAGCACUUCUGAAGACCCACUCAGCCAUACUUGUGGGAGUGGUUAUGAAUCAUUACUUUUCUUCUCCGAUAUUUAUAUUCAUGUAAAUGUGUGCCAGCAUGCAUAUUAUAAAUGGACUGGCUGAGGAGGAUUUUGAAUUAUGGAACUGACUUUAUCUGCAUAGAUGAUAACUCAUUAGAUGAAUAACCAUAUUGUAGAAACAAUUGAAUGUCACCUGCACUUUUCCUGGAUUUUUCACCAAUAUUUAAAGCAUGUAUCUGUAACAGGUUGUUUUCUUGUGUAUUCUGUGUAGUAUGCUAUUUGAGAGGAAGAAAGUAUAUGGCAUGAGAGGUUAGAACAAUUUAUUUGCUUAAGUUUCAGACAUCAAGUUGUUUGGUCCAGUAUCCUCAAAUUGCCAUAGGCCCAAAACCAGAAAAAUAACCCGGACCAAUAGAGGUGUUCCAAAUACAAACCUAGAGCCAGCCCAGCACCCUCCAAAUAUCCCCAGUAUUUAUAAUAAGUAUGUGGGGUUGAAAAGGUCUGGAAUGGGACCUGAAUAUUGUAGCUUGAACCAGUCUCUAGUGUAUACCAUAUUCAAAUCUAUUUGUUCUAAUGAUUUUUAUAGUCAACACUCUUUACUGAAUGAAGCAUUUUCUUUUGGUUAUGUUUCUGACUAGAAUACAACAAGUGCAAUGUGAAAAUUCAGAGUUCCUUGUGGCAUCCAGAGAUUGGGUGUACAGAAAAGUUACACAUCUUCUCUAUCUAGAUCUAGUAUAUUUGAUUUUUUUUUCAAGUUACAUGAAAAUUAGUGUGUCUAUCUAGGGAGAGAUGCCAACAAUUCUGUGUAGUUAAAAAAAGAAGGUGGGGCCAAGGCUUUCAAGUGCUCCACCCGCAGAAUUUCCAAUGAAGUUAUUAGAAGUUCUGCAUGUAGAGAGACUACAGAAUUGGAUCUGCUGCAUCCCUGAACCUGAAAUGAGCUCUGCUUUUGAUGCAACCUUGUUAUCUUUAGUGGGGUUUCAUGUGGGUUCAGGUUCCAUGUUGGAAGGAAAAGAUUAGCUUGAAUUUAUGCUGAAAGUCGUUAGUGAUGACAAACUGUGCAGCCUUCUUCAGGAAUGAUCAAAAUCUGAAGAAUUUCAUAGAUAAACAGUAUGUAUAGUAGAUCCAUAAAUAUGCAUGUAGAAUUUAAUGCAGUAUUGUGAAUACAUACAUAUAAAUAUGCACGCAACAGCAUUGGCACUUCGCUAUUUAAAAUAACUACCAUUGUGUUCUGAAAAAUGGCAUUUCUUUCCAGUCCAGCAAUAGAACUGUACUAAAUUUUGAACCAAGAAAUAUACAGAUCCCUCACUUGUGUGAACUCAGAGAAUAAGCUUUUCAUCUUGUGCAUUAAACUUACUAAAUUUGAGGUGUGUUUUGAAAAUCAUAUUUAAGGAAAAAUAAUUUUCAGACAUUUAUCUGCAGAUACUAUUCACUGCUUGAGAGUGAUGUAGAAGGCUUUCAUUCUUCCAUUAUCAAAUACACUUUUAUUUUACACACACUUAGAAAUGUAUAUUGGGCAAAUGCCAACAUAAAAAAAUAGGUGGGUUUUUGUACGUGUGAUAAAAUAUGAAAUGUAAUUUAAAGGAAUUAUGGGUUUAAUAUUUAAAUGCUAUGGUUUAUUAAUAGGUUCCAGACAUUAUGAUACAGUUCUGCUAAUGACAUUUUGAUAUAUAAUUACGUUUUAACCCUGACAUAUUAAGCCAUGUGAUCAUUUUUCUUGCCAAAGCUAUGUUUUGUAAUAGGAAACAAAAGAUCUCUGAUUCGAAAAGGGUUAAAAUGAUCAGCCAUUUUGUUGCACUAACAUUACUCAUCAAUUUAAAACAUUACUCAUCAGUUCCCAUGUUCUGGGAAUCUGCUUUCAAACAGGAAAGAGCAGAGAAAACAGCCAUUUGUGUGUUAUCAGUCAGGAUGUAUAUGGGCCAUUAAUUUGUCCUUGGCCCCCAGAUAGAUUUGCAAUUCUUCACCAUAGACCUGGAGAAGAGGGAAAUGGCUUUCACAGCAGGGCAGACUUUCUUCUGGACAAGCUGGCCUGCCACAGAGUUAGCAUUCAUUGCCUUCCAGGCCUGGAGCAGCUCAGAAGGAUGUGCAUAUUGGAUAUUGGGGUGGAUUGGGCUUUAGAAUGAUACUGGACAUACAGUGCCCUUCAGUCACAGUCCUUAAGCAGGAAAACCUCUCAUUGGCUCCUCUGGGAAUUGUUAAGGACUAAAGCCUGUAUUCAGGAGGAGGCUGUAUGGUUGGUUACAUUUCUCACAAUCCUAACAAAAGCCUUUUGCGGAUAAUAAAGUAUUAAGAAUUUUUGUGUGACAUUUCCAAUCAGCCCUCAUUCAGAAUUAGUCCUAAUGACAUUGUACCUUUUUUAUUUCAAAAGCUAGAUCCAUCAUCCACAGCCAGGUGUUGGAAUGGUUAGCUGCUUGUGUGUUUAGGGUGUGUAAAGUAUUCAUGAUGAAAAUAUUGAUGAGGAUUAGAGUAGAUUACGUGAAGCAUUGGAAUCCCAAACUAGUUAGGUUUUGUUUUCUGUUAAGCUGAUACACUUCUUGUAUUAUAUUGUAUAUUGACACUUAUUUAUAUAAAUAAUACUUCUUUUAUUGAACCCCCUUUAAAAUGCCUUGAAUAUUAUAAAAGAAAUGAGUGCAAUAAUAUGAAAUAGACUGUACAUUUUCAAAAGUUGCUUUCUUUGUUAUGUAAAUGUGCAUCUCCAAAAAUGUUUUUUAGUGAUUUUGAAAAAUAAAUAUUACACUUAGUACAUCACUUCCUAUUCAUUUCUAUAGCAAAAUAAGUGAGUUAAUGGUCUUGCCAGUUCGCUAUUUUAACAUACAACCUGUCAUUCAUGGAGGGAAUAUUCUUCUGGAUGACACAGCCAAACAUUUUGAAGCCUAAGAAAUGUCAAGCUAUAUAUCUAAUUAAGCUAAAAAAAAUCCUUAGAACUAUCAUUCAUUGGGAACUGGAUUUGCUUUAGCUGCUGUUUAAAUGUUUCAUUCGGUAGAGCUCUUUUGAGACUUGAUCUAAAAUAUAAUGAGUAUUUUUCAGGCAUGUUUAUAGGGAAGAUUCAAAUAGGUGAAACCCACAAUUUUUAUGAAUAAUUGAGGGCUCUGUGUAGUCUAACAACAAUGAAACAUUACACAUUUCCUACCCAGCACUCCUGCUUUAAAAAUAUAUCAGUGGACUCCAUGACAGAGGGUAUGUAUUAUGAUGUAUCAUGCUUCCUAUGCAGAAAAACUUAAAAAUGAUGAGUUACAAUUGUAUGUUACAGAUCAUUACACAAAUAAAAAGUUUUGUUCCACGUUGGUGAAUAAAGUGA